UAGUAACAUGCAUUAACAUGCAUUAAUGAGACUUGUAUGUUUACAGAUGAAGAUUUGAAGAAGGACUUUGACUUGACAAAACUCCUCCAGAGCAACAGAAGACACCAUACAACUGUUUACACAGACUGAGUACACCCCAUGAUGUGUGCACGAUGAUUUUUGUGUGUAAAAUCAGUGGCAUUUACUAUUUCUUUAUCUGCAUCUGCAAAAUGAAUUUAAUAACUGUAAUAAUAGUAAUUUGACAAGCACAGAGUCUAACCGGAAAUUGUCAUGAUCUAACCACAUCUCUCUCACAUCCGUUAUUAGUGGUUGGAGCUCGGAUGUCAUGGAGACGGUUCAGUUUUUAUCACGUGACCAAAGUUUUUGUGUGUGUGUGUGUGUGUGUGUGUGUGUGUGUGUGUGUGUUAUCAAAACGUGACUUUGUGACAGUCAGGUGUACUAUGCCCCCUCUUCCUCCUCUUCACUGUGUUUUGACCCUUUAAAAAAAACGUACUACGUUUCCCACAAUGCAAAGCGACAACGCCUUUACCUUUACACUCUUGUGUUUACGUUUAACGGUCACGUUCACCAAUGGAGCAGUGUGUCGGUCGGUGCACCACAGACAGACAGACAGGCAGACAGACAGACAGACAGCUCAGGGAUGGUGUCAGUCGUCGGUCAGUAACUCGUUUUCUUGAACACCGGGCUGAGUUCGUGUUGGUGUCACGAUGCCGGGGAUGUGCUCCGUGCCGGGCUGUAAGGGCUACAAGAAGGCGAGGUCCCGGGGUGUCGUGUUCCACUCUCUGCCCACCAGAGACCCGGGGCGAUGCAGAGAGUGGUUAAAGGCCAUACAAAACCCCAAAUUUGACGAAAACACACCAGUAAGUAAAUACGGCAAUAUAAGAGUCUGUAGCCAACAUUUCAAACCGGAAGAUUACGAGCCGGACAUACAGGCAGAACUUAUGAAAACAACGCCCCGAAAAAUCCUCAAGUCCUUCACUAUCCCGUCUGUCUUCUCUGGGAGACAGCAAGAGGACCUCAGCACCUCUCUGCCAGCUCAUGACAGCAGCCAAACACAGUCAAUUUGGAGGACAAAGAAGCUGAAAAUUCUUCUGGUGAAGUGCCAAGCUCCCAGUACAGGCGCUCAAGCCUCUACCUCAUUGGUCUCAGGUUCCAGUGUGGACAGCGUGUUGCAGAGGGCCUCAGUAUUAACCUCAGGACCAAGUACAUCAUCACAGGCGUCUUCCGUGACUGUUCACGUCACUGAUGUGGAUACAGCAACACUUUCUUCUUCCCUACCAACUCCUGUUGACUCGGGAGCUCGAAGCACCUCGUCCAUGUCCCCUCCAUCAUCUGAAGUCAGUGAAAGUUUAUCCAGUGUUGCAUCUGAAGAUCAUCUGAGUGAGAGCUUCCACCAAGAAACUGAAUUAAACUCAACAGCAACAUCAAACCUUGAUAAGAACACAGAAAAAGACUUGAGUCAAUCAAAGACUAUUGUGAAUGACAGCUGUUUGAUGGAGCUGUUUAAGAAGUGUCAGACAUGUGGACAGCCUAUAACUAAAAAGAAGGUGUCUCACUGUGGUGCACAGAAGAAGGUGAGGUGGAGCUGCCUUGGUGGACACAGGGGCUUAUGGAUGUCAUCACCUCACCUUUGGGAGGCAUUUCCUGAAAUUCACCUUCUUACGGCUCUUUCCGUCCUUUUUUCUGGUGGCGCCUUUACACACUUUAAAAAGUGGGCCAAACAUCUGCAGUUGAAUUUCAUGGGGCAUAAAACCUUUUUUGAAAUUCAAAAGGCAUACCUCAACCCAGAAAUGAAGCAGAUGAACAGGACUGAGCAGGAAAAGAUCUUUGAAAAGGGAGUCUGCCAAGUGCCUGAAGGCACUCUUCACAUUUCAGAUCCUCUGAAGAAAAUUAAGACAAAGUCAAAGAGAAGAGACAAGGGAGUUAUAUCGUCACAGUCAAGUUAUGAACAGAGAUCCUCGAUAUCACUGAUCUCUACUGCAGUGUGUAUACAAGAGCCUACUGCACUAUCAAGUCUUGGACAUGUAUCAGCCUCUGAAAGUUUUGAGGAGAUGGAGGUCACCAUUGAUGAUGAAGACAAGACUCUGAAGAACAGACUAUGUGACUUGGAUAGCGAUAUGGAAAAUGUUGUAGAAACAACUGAGCUGAGUGCUCCAGGAGCUGAUGACAGCUCUGAUGACGAAAUCUACGUACCAAUAAUUCCUCAGAGGUCCACAGCGUCUGAACUUUUUCUGGAAUGUGAAGAAGAGGAGCUGGAGCCAUGGCAGAAACAAAUUUCACAUGUUCGAGUGAAAAAGGAGAAGGAUGAUGGAGAGUUCAGUAAUGACCAAAUAGACUGUAAGCCAAAACUUUCACCUCUUCAGAGAAAUGCAUUAAGAAGCAAUACUGAGUUCAUUGGCUCUCUUGGGGUGCAGUGCCAUGCUGGAAAUUCAAUCACAAUAGUGCCAGUUGCUCCUCAGCAACUUUUCCAGAAAAUGGUGACACCAAAAGUAAAAGAGGAAGCCUAUGAUCCAAUCAGCAACCCUGUGUCCUUAUCCAGUGUCCAGAGUCCUGUGGUAUAUGCACCAUCGUCUAACCAGCUGCUGUCAGGCCAGUCCAACUCAUAGACUUUGCCUGUACCUUUUCCUCUGCCUUGCUUUACUGUACUUAAAUCAACAGGAACAUUGAAGAAACAAUAAUUUUGUGUACUGAGAGAACACAAUCUUAACAGUUAUAAUGGGUAAGGUCACAGGUUGUAAUAAUUGCACAUUAUAUGUUUGUCUGUUACAUUCCACUUUAAAUGUACAAGUUUUAUUUUAAUAUUAUAAUAAGUAAAAUAAAUUCUUAAUGCAAAAAACAUGUCUUAU
Molecule: messenger RNA, 2846 nt
Organism: Larimichthys crocea (large yellow croaker)
Lineage: Eukaryota; Metazoa; Chordata; Actinopteri; Sciaenidae
Exons: 13
Coding region: 708-2606 (632 amino acids)
Biological process (GO): regulation of transcription by RNA polymerase II
Cellular component (GO): nucleus
Molecular function (GO): DNA-binding transcription factor activity; RNA polymerase II cis-regulatory region sequence-specific DNA binding
Source: RefSeq, a predicted model, not a curated record